AUGUUUGUAAAAGUCUCCCUGACCUGAUCCUGAUUUGGGGGGGAUUCUUCACUAAUUAUACUCCCUGCUCCUGGGAAUGCUUCUCCAUGCAGUCAGGUCACCUAUUCCAGCUCCAGCUCCACUUUAUCCAGCUAAUUGUGUUUAUUCCUACAAACAGACACAAAGUGUUAAAAGCCCAAAGGAAGAGAAGCAGACCAGGGAUGGACAGUGUUUUAAACCUGAGAAGUUCUACACCUGAAACUGUGUCAGAGGAGCAUCCACGUUCUUCCGUUUCCUGAUCUGUCCUCCUCGUCUCCAUCCCUCCCCACUGCAGUCUCUCCUCUGCAUGAAUUCACUCCUGGUUGCAGAAGGUGAAGGAGAUCUCAGCUUUCCCAGCUUCACUUUGGAGCUGCAGAAAAACUCCCGGAAGGUUUCCUCCGUCUCUGCAACUGCUUCACAGAUCAGCCAUCGUCACUAAAACCUGAAACAUCAGACAAGCAGGUAGGAUGCAGCGGAUCAGGGAAGGUAUCCACAUUCGGACCAUGAAGGCCAAGAGGAAAGUGGAGGAGAUUUCUAAAGAAGAUGUCCAGGCCUUCCUGAAGAAGAAUGCCUUUGUUCUCUUCACAGUUGGAGCAGUAAUUGUAGGAAUCAUCCUGGGAUUCGCUCUGCGUCCGUACAGGAUGAGCUACCGGGAAGUGAAGUACUUCUCCUUUCCUGGAGAGGUUCUGAUGAGGAUGCUGCAGAUGCUGGUCCUGCCUCUGCUCGUCUCCAGCCUGAUAACAGGGAUGGCAGCUCUGGACAGCAAAGCUUCAGGAAAGAUGGGCAUGAGAGCGGUGAUUUACUACAUGACCACGACCAUCAUCGCAGUCUUCAUCGGGAUAAUCAUCGUCCUCAUCAUCCAUCCAGGAAAAGGCUCCAAAGAUGAGUUUGGGAAACAGCAGACCAUCGAACAAGUCAGCCCUGCUGACGCCUUCUUAGAUCUGAUCAGAAAUAUGUUCCCACCAAACCUGGUCCAAGCCUGCACACAGCAGUUCAAAACCAAAUACGGAAGGCGAAAGGUCCAUGUGACAGUUACAGUGAACGACACCCUCUUCAACUCCACAAACGGCACCCAGGAGGUCAUGGAAAUCACCAGGGAGGAAGUGAUCCCGGUACCUGGUCAGGUGAACGGGGUCAAUGCUCUCGGGUUGGUGGUCUUCUCCAUGUGCUUUGGUCUAAUAAUUGGCAACAUGAAGGAGCAGGGUCAGCUCCUGAGAGACUUCUUUGACAGCCUCAAUGAAGCCAUCAUGAGCCUGGUUGCCAUCAUCAUGUGGUACGCUCCGAUCGGUAUCCUGUUUCUAAUUGCAGGAAAGAUCGUGGAGAUGGAUGAUCUGACGCAGAUGGGUGGACAGCUGGGCAUGUACACCAUCACAGUCAUCAUUGGGCUGCUGAUUCAUGGCGUUUUGAUUCUGCCCAUGCUUUAUUUUGUCAUCACUCGACAGAAUCCCUUCAUCUUCAUUGCUGGGCUCCUGCAAGCUCUGGUCACAGCUUUGGGAACAUCUUCCAGCUCUGCAACGCUGCCCGUCACGUUUAAAUGUCUGGAAGAGAACAACAAGAUCGAUAAGCGGAUCACGCGGUUUGUGCUCCCAGUUGGUGCCACCAUCAACAUGGAUGGAACGGCUCUGUAUGAGGCGCUGGCGGCCAUCUUCAUCGCUCAAGUCAACAAUAUGGAGAUGAACUUUGGUCAAAUCAUCACCAUCAGCAUCACAGCGACUGCAGCCAGCAUUGGAGCUGCUGGUAUCCCCCAGGCGGGCCUGGUCACCAUGGUUAUUGUUCUGACCUCUGUUGGACUUCCUACUGAUGACAUCACUCUGAUCAUUGCAGUUGAUUGGUUCCUGGACCGUCUUCGUACCACCACCAACGUCCUGGGAGACUCAAUCGGAGCUGGAAUCGUGGAGUUCCUGUCCCGACAUGAGCUGCGCAGCAAAGAUGUGGAGAUGGGGAACUCUGUGUUGGAGGAGAAGGAGAGGAAGAAACCUUACAAGCUCAUCUCCCAGGACAGUGACUUAGAAAACGACAAACGCACUCACAGCGAGUCCAACAUGUAGCUGUGACCAUCAUCCCACAGCUGGUUCCGCUGACCCAAGUAGGGACCUAAUGUCUGAUUUUGUCCUCAGCAUUCGUAGAACCGGUAGAUUCUGUUGACUUCUGUCUGGUGUUACCUUCUCUCAUUCAUAACUAGGCUGACUGGAAUAUAUGUUGUAGUAAAUGUUAAAUUAUGCAUUAAAAGGUAAAACCUUUUAAUGUUAAUGUAGGAGGAAAAGCUGCCUGCUGGCAACAAAAAGGGAAGAAAUCAUAACUAUCGCUUUAAAAUUCAUUUUUUACUAUGAAUUAAAUGUUCUCAUUUAAGUUCUGGUUCUGAACAUCUUGGACCUUUUUAAAAGUUUAAACUAAGAUCAAGUUUUUGGUUUUAUCGACCUUUUUACAGUCCUUGAACUACCCGUGUCUUCUGCUGUAAAUGUCUGAUAAUAAAUGUGAUUUUAUGUAAAAACUAAUCGGCCAUGUUGUGAAAACAUUCCUCAUAUUUUGUUAAUUAUAAAAAUAAAUCCUGUUAAAUAAAGAGAAUAAACUUU
This is a messenger RNA of Girardinichthys multiradiatus, 2591 nucleotides long. Its product is annotated as excitatory amino acid transporter 1-like. The coding region runs from base 486 to 2066 and encodes 526 amino acids. Gene Ontology annotation, cellular component: plasma membrane. Gene Ontology annotation, biological process: L-glutamate import across plasma membrane; D-aspartate import across plasma membrane; L-aspartate import across plasma membrane. Gene Ontology annotation, molecular function: neutral L-amino acid transmembrane transporter activity; L-glutamate transmembrane transporter activity; glutamate:sodium symporter activity. Lineage: Eukaryota; Metazoa; Chordata; Actinopteri; Cyprinodontiformes; Goodeidae. The transcript has 11 exons. The record is from RefSeq and is a predicted model, not a curated record.